AAAAAUGGACGUCCCAAUAAAUAACUUCAAGGGAGUGAUGCUCUGUAACAGGCCGAAUGAAAAUGUGAUGGUUAUCAAAGAAAAGUAUUCCUUUUAAAUAAGCUAUUCAGACCUUUCUGUUCUAGGGUUUAACCUUAAGAUUAAUGGGGGUUAACAAAAAAAUACGAAGAGACUAAAGCGUUACCGAUUGCCAUAAAUCCUGUUUUAGAAAGACAUAAGAAGUGGUUGGAAGAAUUCAAAUUGCAAAACUAACUCAAGAAACAUGCCAAAGAGGAGUAAUAAGUUCGUGAGGAUGAAAAAUUUCAAAGAGUUAGAGAUUUAGCCAAGAAAGACAGGGAGAUAACAAAGAAGAUGAAGGAAGAAUACAAAUAAAUCAAUGAUAUCAUCAAGAAAGAGUUGCAAGAUGAUGGUCCCAAAAGCAAAACGUGAGGCUGUUAUCUUAAUUUCAAGAGUGUAAUUGACUGCCGAAAACCUAAAGAAAUUAGAAGACAGAGAUGCCAUCAAACAAUAAGAAGUGAAAACUGAUAAUAAAUUGGAUACUAAGUAGGGAGAUCAGAAGAAGAGAUACAAAACCAAACCAGUCUGGGCCAUGACAAAAGAAGUUAUUUUUAUCAUAAUAUUCAAAGGAAGAAGAGGAGCACAUUAAAUAGGAGGAGGAUGAGUUACUCAAUUUUGUUGAGAAUCUCGAUUAUGAUUCAUAUAUCAAUGACCUAGAAGUAUAGUAUUUAUUAAAUCCAAGGUGAAUGUGAUGUUGAAAGCAUUACAAUAAAGAGUCUCUGAUAUAAAGAAGGAAGGAAAUUGGAAGGAGAAAUUAGAAUAAGGGGAGAAGAAAUAGGAAUAAAGAGAACCAGAUAUGUAUGACAAGAUUAGUCAGUCUCUGGGAAAGAAUGACGAGGCUAGAUCAGUACAUUCAGAGAAAACUUAAAGUAAAAGUUCAAUUGAGUAGAUUCCAUAAAUUAAUUGAGAAAGAGAUAAGAGUAAAUUGAAUAAGGCAAAUAGGAUUGGGAGAAGACAACUACAAAUGGAGAUCAAAAAGCUUCAUUAGAGGAUCGCAUUGCAAAACAUGUAGCCGAUGAGAUCCUUAAUCAAUAUAAAGUAAUACAAUUGCCAUUUAUUGGUAGAAUCUAUCCAACAUCCAUUCUAAUUCUUCUAUUCGAAAAAUAUUGGAAAGAGAGGCCAAAAAAACUUUGCAAGAGCAAUCUAUCCCAGGACCUGUCAUUUCAGUAAUUAAAAAUGAAAAAAUGCCUCGAGAUCCCAAUACUUUGCCAUAUUUGCAUCGUAAUCCAGCCAUUUGA
Paramecium octaurelia is the source of this 1295-nucleotide messenger RNA. The record is from the annotation of a GenBank genome assembly. NCBI's taxonomy places the organism in Eukaryota, Ciliophora, Oligohymenophorea, Peniculida, Parameciidae.